Molecule: messenger RNA, 1150 nt
Organism: Onthophagus taurus
Lineage: Eukaryota; Metazoa; Arthropoda; Insecta; Coleoptera; Scarabaeidae
Molecular function (GO): 8-oxo-dGDP phosphatase activity
Source: RefSeq, a predicted model, not a curated record
GGGUUGAUUUUGAAAAUUGAUUAUCAGUUUCGAUGAUAAUAGAAAGAUGGUUUUCGUUUAAGAGGCGUUGAUAGGAAAAUUUUGUGACAACAUAGAAAAAUUAAAAGUAACUGUCGUCGGAUCAGUGUGUUAAAAUUCAACUCGUCGUUCAGAAUGUCAGUGAGCGAAGAAAAGUCGAGCAUGUCAAGAUUACUUAAAUUGGCACAUAAAUUUAAUUGUUUUUACUUGUCAGGAUUAACCACCGGAGACUGCAAACCUUUUAUUGUUGAGGGCUUCCAGGUGGGACUAAUUAGACAUGAUGUCAUGCAGGAAUUAUUAUCCUAUCCUGAGGUUUUCAGAGUCACGUCGGGUUUCGUCGAGUUAAACCCGGCGUUCCGAGACUACGAGGAGCGCAGCACCCGAAUAAACGAAGUCCUCAAGAAAUUACGAGAGGAAAAUAAGUUUUCCACGCUACGCGGCUGGCGAGAUGAGGAAUACGAAGUUAAAACUGAAUUUCAUAAGCAGAGUUUAUUAAAAAUGGACCGAUCGGCUACGUGUCUAUUUGGAAUUAGGAAUUACGGCGUUGAUAUUAACGGUUAUGUUAGACAUCCGAAAUUGGGGUUGUGUAUAUGGUUACAACAAAGAUCAGCGACAAAACAACGAUGGCCCGGCAAAUGGGAUAAUAUGGUUGGAGGUGGAUUAUCUGUGGGUUAUGGAAUUUUAGAAACUGCUUUUAAGGAGGCUGAAGAAGAAGCUUCUUUGCCUAGAGAACUUAGAGAUAAAAUUGUUAGCGCGGGAACAAUUUCGUUUUACUUCGAAUCAGAACAAGGAUUAUUUCCAAACACGGAAUUUGUGUUUGACGUAGAACUGCCGGUGGAUUUUGUUCCAAAAAAUGCUGACGGCGAAGUGCAAAAGUUCGAACUCCUGCCUGCGAAAAAAUGUUUAGAAAGGUUAUUUAGUUCAGAUUUUAAAACAACUAGUAUACCGGUCGCGUUAGAUUUUUUGUUACGUCACGGAGUAAUAUCGCCCGAAAACGAAACACAUUAUACAAGGAUAGUAGAAUUACUUCACGUUCCAUUACAAAAAAUAUACAAUAAUCAUCACAUUUGUAAAGAAAACGGUGGCAACGAAGACCAUGUAUAAUAAUAAAUUGGAAGCCGAUAAUAACUUU